Phytophthora nicotianae INRA-310 is the source of this 1647-nucleotide messenger RNA. RefSeq names its product proliferating cell nuclear antigen (pcna). Gene Ontology annotation, molecular function: DNA binding; DNA polymerase processivity factor activity. Bases 202 to 981 code for a protein of 259 amino acids. Gene Ontology annotation, cellular component: PCNA complex. The transcript has 2 exons. Gene Ontology annotation, biological process: leading strand elongation; regulation of DNA replication; translesion synthesis. The record is from RefSeq and is a predicted model, not a curated record. Lineage: Eukaryota; Oomycota; Peronosporomycetes; Peronosporales; Peronosporaceae.
GAAUUCACCCCUCCCUUCAGUCUUACAAAACUCAAGUGUUGCGUCCUCGUGUCCUCCUGCCCGCAGCCUUUUCGCGCCAAAAACUUUCCGACGCCGACACCAACCAAAAAAGCGUAGCUAACAGUCGGCAAUUUGCAUCGUCAGGUUCAGACACAGGUUUUCUCCCAGCCCCCUUCACUUUAGACACAUUAUUACGCAAUCAUGUUCGAGGCACGACUCCCCCAGGGCCGCAUCGUCAAGCUUAUCGUGGAGGCCAUGAAGGACCUCAUCUCCGAGGGCAACAUCGACUGCACCAAGUCUGGGCUGGCGCUGCAGUCCAUGGAUGGCUCGCAUGUGUCGCUGGUGUCGCUUCUGCUGCGCGCCGAGGGCUUUGAGCACUACCGUUGCGACCGCAACAUCUCGCUGGGUGUGCAGACGGCGUCGCUGUCCAAAAUCCUCAAGUGCUCCGGCAACGACGAAGCGCUGUCGCUUUCUGCCGAGGACAACGGCGAUGCGCUUAACAUUAUGUUCGAGGCCACUUCCGGCGAUCGUGUGUCGGACUUUUCGCUCAAGUUGAUGGACAUUGACAGUGAACACUUGGGUAUCCCUGGCACGGAGUAUGUGGCAACUGUGCGUAUGCCCUCUGGCGAGUUCCAGCGUAUCUGCCGCGACCUGCAGACCAUGGGCGACACGUGCACUAUUGCCGUUGGCAAGGAGGGCGUCAAGUUCUCCGUCUCGGGCGACCUCGGUGCCGGCAACAUUACGCUCAAGAACAACACGGCCGCCGAGAAGGAGAGCGACCGUGUCAUCAUCACCAUGGAGGAGCCCGUGGAGCUCACGUUUGCGCUCCGGUAUUUAAAUAUGUUCGCCAAGGCCACGCCGCUGUCCGAGACCGUAACGCUCAGCAUGUCGCCGGGCAUCCCCGUCGUCGUCGAGUACGCCAUCGGCGACAUGGGCUACAUGCGCUUCUACCUCGCCCCGAAGGUCGAGGAGGACGACUAAGCAAAAGGUUGGAAGAAGAGCUUUUAGAACCUCGCCACAUUUGCUUUUUUUUUUGUUUUAGUGCAUAGAAGUCUGCCAAGUCUGGCAGCAAAAGGCGGACGAAAGAAAUUUGCAUCGAGAUUAUUUCCUGAAGUUGCAAGUGCAAGUUGGCGUUGGCUUUUGAUUUGCUUUUGAUGUGGUUUUGUUGCAAUUUGUUGCUGUUGCAGUUGCAACUUGCCAUGUCAAAAAUGUUGGAAGACAACUUGAUGUUGAUUUGGUUCCGUGUCAAUUUUUUUUUUUAAUUUGCGAGCUGGAUUUUUGAAGGUAAAGCAAUUUGUGUAGUAAAAUCUAAUGUUGAAUGGCAACCCGGACUGCCAGACUCUGAGCAGUGCGAGUUACUGGCUCCACGACUGGAGGUUUGAGUACGUGACGUAGAAGAACGUGAGCAAGCCCACGAAGAUCACGAACGAGUCGACAAUCUUGUCCAGCCACGACGCCUUUGGGUUCAGCUUCAAGUAGAACAGCGGAGGAUACACCAAACUUAAAGGAACUUCAAAAAACAAAAACAAAAAUAAGACAACAGCCAAAUAUCAGCAAAAAAAAUAAUCGCAACACUUACCACAGCAGAAAGCGCCAACGAUUGACACGAAGAGAUCGAGACGGCCCUGACCGAAGUACGCGAUGCAG